GCCUCACACCGAUCAAACUCCAAAGUUUCACUUGGGCAAAGCUGACACUGACACGGGCACCAUGCAACCCGCUGCUCGCGCCACUGGGCUCAUGAGAGCUCAAGCUAAAGCUUUCGGGACCAAGGCGCUUCUAAACAGCCGAGUGCCCCAUAAGUCAAACGGGGUGCUCUCAGUACCCGGAAGGGCGCUCUCCAGCUCUCGCUUCAAUGUGCCUCCAAGCGCAGAAUUCGUCGCCAGGCCGGCUGGAAUCGCUUCGAUGUUCAAACUGCCGGUGAAGGAGUCUUCUACAGGACUGGACGCGGCUUUCGUGGGAAUCCCGCUGGACACCGGCACGUCUAACCGUCCCGGAGCGAGGUUUGGCCCUCGUGAGAUCAGAGCAGAGUCUUCAAUGUUGCGCGCCUACAAUGGUGGCACAAGGGCUGCACCUUAUGAGUCGCUGAUGGUGGCUGACAUUGGUGAUGUUAACGUCAACUUGUAUGACCUCAAGGACAGCUGCAAGAGGAUACAAGAUGCAUACAAGAAGAUCAUCGCCAAUGGCUGUAUUCCUUUAACUCUUGGUGGCGAUCACACAAUCUCAUAUCCGAUUCUGCAGGCUGUUGCUGAAAGAUAUGGCCCAGUUGGCUUGGUACACGUUGAUGCCCAUGCAGACACUGGAGAUGUCACUCUUGGUGAGAAGAUUGCUCAUGGUACUCCAUUCCGCCGCUGUGUAGAAGAGGGCCUGCUGGACUGCAAGCGUGUAGCACAGAUUGGACUACGGGGAUCAGCCUACACACCAGAUGCUUAUGAGUAUAGCAGAAGUCAGGGGUUCCUGGUAAUCCAAGCACAGGAGUGCUGGCUAAAAUCUUUGACUCCCCUGAUGGAACAGGUCCGGAAGCAGAUGGGAGAUGGUCCUGUCUACCUUAGUUUUGACAUUGAUGGUUUAGAUCCAGCUUUUGCUCCUGGCACAGGAACUCCUGAGAUUGCAGGCCUUACUCCAGUGCAGGCUCUGGAGAUCAUCCGUGGCUGCCGAGGCAUGAACCUUGUAGGCUGUGACCUGGUGGAAGUGGCUCCCGCUUAUGACCUUACUGGAAACACGGCUCUAACUGCAGCAAAUCUUCUCUUUGAAAUGAUGUGUGUCCUUCCUAAGGUCAAGUACUACUAAUGCUUUAGGAUGACUUUACUGAUUAAAAAUUCCUGUUCCAUUUUA
Messenger RNA from Polypterus senegalus (gray bichir), 1186 nucleotides. It is a transcript of the gene agmat, whose product is annotated as agmatine ureohydrolase (agmatinase). Gene Ontology annotation, molecular function: metal ion binding; agmatinase activity. The record is from RefSeq and is a predicted model, not a curated record. The transcript has 7 exons. Lineage: Eukaryota; Metazoa; Chordata; Cladistia; Polypteriformes; Polypteridae. The coding region runs from base 62 to 1141 and encodes 359 amino acids.